Messenger RNA from Porites lobata, 1037 nucleotides. The record is from the annotation of a GenBank genome assembly. NCBI's taxonomy places the organism in Eukaryota, Metazoa, Cnidaria, Anthozoa, Scleractinia, Poritidae.
AUCAGAUGUCACAGAAAGACUGGACAAGGACUUUCACGAGGAAAGAGCCUCUGUUAUCUUCAAUACUGUAUGUGCUCUAUGUUUUGCUGUGUAAUCCAGCUCUUGAGUGAACCAGAUAAACAGAAAUGUUGGCCAGGUGAUUUUAAAGUGUGAUUAUGCUAAUCCAGGGAAAGCUGUUAUAUUGUACUUUAUUCUUUCAUUUCAUAGUUAUUUCACCAUCAAGUGCACCACUUUUGGGAGUAAAAGUUUAUCAAUCUUACUUUUCCCAAUAAAACAACAACAACAACAAAAAGUAAAAAAACGUGCAAAAUAAAAUGCAAAGUAAAAGAGCAAAAUUCCAAAUUAAAAUUAAAUCAAGUACAGUUGUACAGCUUUGUCAGCAUUAUUGUGGUGAAAAUAAAAAUUUAACACAGGAUCAUCUAAUUGAGUGUAGUUCUGAAUAGCUACAGCUGUUGGUGAUUCAAUGACUGGCACGUCAAAAGUGUAUAAAAGAAGUCAACAGGGUCGAAGAGAUAUUUUAUUAUUGACUUCUGAAAAAAUAAUAUUGGUAUUUCAAGACCAGGCAAAUAAAAUCAUUAUUUUCAAGGGAUGCAUUCAGAAUUUCUGUUGAACUUUGUACAUGUAUGAAUUGUACAUUUUGCAUGAAACAUGGCUUGCAAACAUAAGUUUUGUCUGCAGGGAAUCAUAAUACAAAGACAGCUCAAACUCAGUGAAAUCUGUCUGGUUUCAAGAACAAUGAUAGUUUGAUUGACUGCUAAAAUUCCAAGAGACAGGCACUUGUUGGUGAAGUACUCAUUAUCAGAAAACUAAUGCAAAAACCGUGGACAGUUUAAGUUUUCUCCUGGAUUAGCAUUUAUCGACUUUGUUCAACUGUGUCACACAUUUGAAACAAUAGCCAAGUUCUGCUGUUACAAUAAUAAUAAUAAUAAUAAUAAUAAUGAUUAUUAUAAUUAUUAUUAUAUUAUUAUAAUGUUGUUAUUAUAGUACCUGUUAGUGUAGAUAUGCAAUCUGUACUCUCAAAUUUCUUACUACAUUGA